Molecule: messenger RNA, 3037 nt
Organism: Mycena citricolor
Lineage: Eukaryota; Fungi; Basidiomycota; Agaricomycetes; Agaricales; Mycenaceae
Source: the annotation of a GenBank genome assembly
UCGCACAUGGAUGUUUCUGCGCUCGUCUCUCAUAUCAUCACUCAGACGCGCCAAAAUGUCGAAUUUCUUAUGUCGCAGAAUCAUAUCAGUCCUUCUGAAGGCCGAGAAAUACUUGCCAGACUUCCCAACACACAGAAUGCGAACAGAACCUUCAUUACUUCACCUCCUCCAGGAGGACAGCUGGUCCGAGGCAGAGCACUCUGGGGAUACAAUGAGAACUCGCAGGUCUGCUGCUGCUGUCUUCGCCACAAUUGGACGUGGGCACCUACUCACACUCUAGAAUCCGAAUGACCUAGCGUUUCGUGCCGGAGAUGAGAUUGAAAUCCUGUCGGAGAAUAAUCCAGACUGGUUCGCUGCUUUUACGGGGCCCAGCAAUUGACUUCACUGACUGAACAGGUGGACUGGCCGUCACAAUGGCAGACAAGGGUUGUUCCCGUCGAACUACGUGGAAAAGCGACCAGGCGGCGGCGGCACUUAUCCUCCUCAGGGUCGAGACGGAUACUCGAACAUGCCAAUCUAUCAACCACCUCCACCUCCCGGUCCAGCGAACAACGGAUAUCCGGGAGGAUAUGGACCCGGAUACCAAGCAGGUCAACCUCCUGCUCCGUACAUGCCCUAUGGGGCGCCUGCACCUAUUCCUCCUGCACCUAUUCCACCAGCCUCUGCCCCACCGGAACUUCCACCGAAGCAAAGCAAAUUCGGAGGGCUUGGAGCCACGCUUGCGAAUUCGGCAGUGGGCGGCCUUGGUUUUGGUGCUGGUAGUGCAAUCGGAGGAGACAUCGUUCAUGCUAUAUUUUGAACAGACAGUUGUUGUUACACCAUACGGAAUGAGAUACAUAUCUAUAGAUUACAAAACAAGAAACAGACACGGGUCAAAGGCAAGAAAGAGAUCAAAUUCUCUUGCCCCUCCGGGGGUUGAUGCCUGGAGACCGAGAUUCAUCGUCAUUGUCCACACCCUGAACAUAUCCUACGCCCAUGAAGACAGGAGAUCCACCAGCACCGCCACGAGCAAGAAAUCCUCUGUUCUUUGCGCGGGAGCCCAGGCCCACGAAUAGCCCGCUAUCUGGAUCAGACUGGGAACCUGGUCGCACACGGGUAUAAGCACGUGAUCGAGCAGCGACCAGCUCCUGGUCCAGGGUCAUAUUCUGAGCAGUCUUGUGUGGUGGGCUAUGGACCGGAGCAUCGUAACUGAGGCUGAGCUCAUCGUCGGACUCCUCGUUGUGGACAACUCGGGCUGCCUUGUGUAACCUGCCUGGCGGACGAGGCUUUCUCGGAGACUGCACAGCAAUCGGAGACGAGGGCGGUCGUUUGUCGAGCUGUUCAGACGCACUGGGCACUCGCUGUCGAGGUGGAGUGGCUGAGAUGCGUCCGUCGGCGGGAGGCGCUCUUCGUGGUGGAGGAACAAAGAUCUUGCGGAUGGGCAUCCACGUCGCAGCAGGCGGGUCGAGGAUCGUGAAUGCUGGCGCCGGUGGCGUGGAAAGUGAACGUUCGUCUGAGUCGUCGUUUCCUCGAUCGGAGGAGAGAGACGGUGUGAUUGUACUGCUAUCUCGAUACGCAGCAGCUUUCGGAAACCCGGCAGCCGGGAACGACGACGAAGCCGAGAAGCGGCGUUUUGGUGCUUGGUCUGGAUGUCCGCCUCAACAACAAGCACGCCCCAGAAGUAUUCGACACACCUUGAUCUUCGCUAGGGUCUACUUCGGCACGCUUACGUUUCCCGCCAACAACAGCAGAGUCGAAAGACCGGUCCUCAAGCCAAGGCGUGCUGCGCGUUCCAUUCCAGCUACGGUCUCCGACGCCUGUCGUUGAUGGCUGUGAGCGUGAGAUUGAAUCUCCAAGCUUCUUGAGUAUAGCAGCGUUACGGGAGGACAUGCGCCCUCCGACGACGAAACUGCUCUCGACAUAAGACGUGUCUUCAUCUCGACUAUUGGUUGCGGACAAUGUCUUUUUCAAACGGACGGUCUUCAUUUCAGCUAGGAAAUCAGCCAUUUUGUCGGGAGGUACGCCAAUCGUCGGUUGACCAGAACGACGACUGCCGCCCAGAGCGGUCUCUUGCGUUGGCAGAUUCGAGAACGUGGGAACUUUGGGCAGAAUGGAUGUAGGGAUGCGCUUGGCAGGACCAGGCGGGGGCGGAGGUGGUGGGGCGGGUGGCGGAGGAGGAGACGUGAUAUGUGAACGGUCAGAUAACUCCUGCUUCAAACGAUGCACUUCUGCUUCCAGGUGUCGGAUGCGCUCCUUGUCCAAUUCCCGCUCUCGCUGUAGUUCGGUAUCCUCUUCGACCUCCUCUCUGCUCUGUCGAUGAGCCGCUAGUUCGUCACAUGCGGCUGAUAAUUCACGUGUCAUCCCGCGCAAUUCUAUCGGAAUGCUGUCAGCAUCACCACUUGCACGAGCCUUACCCUUCUCUUGCGCGGUGUAACGAAGGCGAGGUGGAGAUUCAUGUUCCGCCACGGCAUCCGCGUUCAGUGUAAACCGUAUUGAUUCGGAAGGAAUGGGUUCAGUGCGGCUGCGAGUAGGUGGGCUGAUGAUGCUGGGCAGAAAUCGAACCUGGCGCAUCUCUUGUUCGUGGUGUGACCCUGGCUCCAGAGACGGCGAACGCGGAAAAAGUGACCCCGGCAUUGUUAAAGACUUUCUGCGCUUGAGGAUGCAGGGGAGAGGAGGAGGAGAGAAUGGAUUGCGUUCACUCGACGGGAUAUCUGCACAGUAAACGACGCGUCUGUACGCGUCAACUGGAGGGGAGGAGCGUGUGGAGGGCAUUUGUUCGGCGGGACUCGUGGGAUGCUGUCUCAGAUGCUUCGAGUCAUGAGCGCCCAUCAAGCUAUCAUGUAGUCGCGUUGAAGAGGAUGGCUCCGGGGGUUCCGGAGAGUUUUCGGGCGAGUAGGUCUCAUCCUGCAAGCGGAUGAUAAGUGAGUUUGAAAACUUGAGGAAGGACAAUAAAACCUCUUCGAUGGUCCCUCCAGUGGCAUUCACAAUGAAAGAUUCUAAUUCUCUCGCCACGAAGGUGAAGACGCCGGAAAGUAGUCCGGUCGAGGGUGGAUCUGCC